Messenger RNA from Lytechinus pictus (painted urchin), 3456 nucleotides. RefSeq lists its product as uncharacterized. NCBI's taxonomy places the organism in Eukaryota, Metazoa, Echinodermata, Echinoidea, Temnopleuroida, Toxopneustidae. Bases 64 to 528 code for a protein of 154 amino acids. The transcript is spliced from 3 exons. The record is from RefSeq and is a predicted model, not a curated record.
CGCUAUGGUCGCUACUGACUUUAGCUUUCCAUAAUUACCGAAAACCGUUUCGUUCCAGAGGAUAUGGCAGCAAAACGUCAAGUAAAUUACAUAAAGCCCGCCGAGCCUAGUUUCCUGGCAAAAUUCAAGAAGGAUGUUGGAUACAAAGAAGGGCCAUCAGUCGAUACAAAGAAAGCAACUCUUUCUAUUGAUGACUUACCAGACCGACCAGAUGAGGAGGAUGAGAAGCCUGUAGUAGUAGUUCUUAGAAAAGGCGAUCUUACAGAGGAACAAGUUCAAGAAGAGAAGAAACAGAUAAAUGAAAAUCAGAAGAAAGAGGAAGGUGAAAGUGAUGAUGAACCUGCAGAUGGAAGAAUCAUUUUUAAGAAACCAACCAAGAGAAGUCCUGAUGACACAUCUGAUUUAAAAGCAUCUUCAUCAAAGAAAAAGAAAAAUAACAUGAAAAGGAAGGACAAAGAAAGUUCUGGAAAGAAGGUAAAGAAUUCAAGCCUCUUGUCAUUCGGAGAUGAUGAACAAGAGGAUACCUGAUAGAACGUUUCUGAGAGAGAAUUUAUCAACAGACACUGAUCCUCAAUGUGAUGGUUCUGAUAUUCAUGGAGUGGAAUCUGUGAGUGCCUUUAUCCAUGGUCAUGUGUUUACAAGAUGAUCCAAUUCACCAACCUGUAAAUGACUAUAAAGUAAAAACAUCAACUUUUAAUCAAAUGUUGUGUUGGAAGGCCUGUAUUGUAUAUAUAUAUAGAUCUUCAUGAGCGAUUAGCUGAGACAAAUACAGGUGCUUUACAAAUAUAACCUCAUUCAUUAUCAGCACAUCCACAUUAAUCAAUGAUACUUGGUAAUCAUUCACUUUUUUCCAAGCUUCAAACUAUGACUUUUAGCUUUAGUUAGCUAUUGUACAAUGGCUUGGAAGCUUGUUUAGAAGGCUGAGUGUGCAACAUUAGUACCAUUGCACAUGUACUAUCCAAAAUGUACCGUUGCAUGAAUUAACAUGUGACAUCACAAUACUUUGUUGUGCAAGGUGAAUAAAUGCUGGUGCAGUACACAUAGGGCCAACGAGCUGAAUGCACACUGCUGCCGAUUUUGAGAACUGCAAGAAACUUACUCAGCCGAACUUGGCAAAUGGCAAGUAUGAAUAUCAUGGUACCAGGAAUGUCUGAUUCUGAAUGUUUUGUAAAAGAGUAAGUAGCCAGGCAGUAGUGUGCUUGGUGUGUAACAAUCUAUUUUGCAAAAUAAAUGACAAUGUAAGUCAUCAAGUUGUUAACUUAUAAAACUGUUGAUCCUGCCCAACAUGCUUGUAACCUAGAGGGGUUUCACACCGGGGGGCCGUUUCAUAAAGCUGUUCGUAAGUUAAGAGCGACUUUAAGAACGACUGGUGAACCUUUCUUACGCGCUAAACCAUCGCCAAUGGUGUAUACCAUUUACCAAAAGAAAGGAUCACCAGUCGUUCUUAAAGUCGCUCUUAUCUUACGAACAGCUUUAUGAAACACCCACCAGGGUUGUAAUAAAAAACGUUGUGUCUCUCCUGAACAAAGUUCGGCAGAGACCUAGUAACCAGUUUUCCUGUAGUAAAUCUGCUCCAAAAUUUUUAAUUUUUGUUCAACUUGCUGUCAGUUCUUUAUUUCUGCAUCAAUUAUAUUCAUACUUGGUACAUAUGAUUCUUGGGUAAUACCACAUGUGAACCCAUGAGGAUGAUGAGGUCAAAGGUCAUCUAGGGGUCAAAAGGUAAAAUGAUAUCUGGAGGUCAUGUUCAUCCUUUUUUUAGGUUUUUGUUCAACUUGCUCUCAUUUAUUUAUUUCUGCAUCAAUAUUGAUCACACUGAGUUAAAAUGAUCCUUUGGUAAUACCACAUGUAUGUCCAUGAGGAUAAUAGGGACAAAGGUCAUCCUUGGGUCAAAAGGUCAAGUUUGUAUUCAACUUGGUCUCAUUUCUUUAUUUCUGCAUCAAUUUUGUUCACACUUGGUACAUCUGAUCCUUGGGUUAUACUCCAUGUACGUCCAUGAGGAUAAUGGGGACAAAAGUUCAACCACAAAAUAUACUCACACAUGAAAUAUGUGACUUCAUGAGAUAUUUUCAUUUUCAGCAAAUUAUCUAUACAAAUUUAUACUUCUGUUCAACUUUACCAAGUGUAGAUUUUCAUCUUUAUGUGCAACCCAAAGAGUACAGUGCCACUUAUUUGUAAACACAUGUUGCUUGUGAAAGUGAAAAACUUCCCUUUCAUUAAAGGUACUAUUACAUGUACAUGUUAAUCAACUCAUUGUGAGUGUUUCUUCUCCUGCACAAAAAGUAAGCACAACACUCAGAUACGUUUGUAUUGAGAAAAUUCUGAUGGAUUGAUAUGCACAGCUGUGUUUAGGGAGGAAAGGAAUAUGAGAGAGCGAUAGAGGGGGGGGGGGGAUAAAGUGGAAGAAAAAAUGAGUGGGGUUAAGAGUUUGUUGAUAGAAGAAAAAAUACACAAGUUAAGAAAUUAAAGUACAGUGACACAUAAAGACACUUAAAAUCCCAUCCCAUCAAAGCAAAAUUUUCAACACAUAAGUCCAAGUGGUGUUUUAAAACAGGUUUUUUUUUUUUUUUUAGCAUUUUAAACAUGUCACCCCGUUUCACACAAUCGCACUAUCUUGACUAUAUACAUACAUUGAUCACUCUUAAAAUAAGAGGUGUGUCGUCACAAAUUUGAAGUUAUUUUAAUUGACUAAAUGCCCUAUUUCAUAUUCCUACUUACAGUUUAUUUACCUUGCUUUACCUCAGACAUUUAUAGAAACGUAUUUAUCACCUAUCUGGUAUUUUGAAGAAAAAAAACUUAUUGCUUCAAAAAAGUGAACAACUUCAACAAUACGUAAAUUGAAAUACUUCCAGUGCAAACUUUAUGUACCAAAAUGUAGAACAUUAAAUCACAGAGACACAAGUCAUCAUAUUCCAAGUUUUGAAAAUGUGCAUGAGUGUAAGACCAUCAUCACCAUUUAUCUUCUUUCGUUUUUCUUUGAUUCAAAUGUUGUGUGUUUUUCAGAUCUUUCCUCGAAUCUCUAUUUAGACAAUUAUCACAAAACUCUUGUUUUUUAAAUAAAAUAAAUGAAAUACUGCUAAAUUGGUUCUGAACAUAAUUAUCUGAUUUUUUUUCAAAGCGGAUUCCAGAAUGCAGAUUGACUUGUAUAGGAGUGCCAUCUUUUGAUGAAAAUCGAAUAGGUGUGUCAGGACUGCUCGCUCGUACUUCAUCUUGAAUGCAGCUCUGAAAUAAAAUGGCUAAUUGGCUGUCGACCUGUCAUGAUUUGUUUUGCAAUGGAUGACCAACGAGAGUGAACGUUUAGGAUUUGAAUGUUUCUGUUGAAGGGAUUUGAUUUUAAUCUACAGCUAUUAAUUAAUUAAUCAAUUAAUUGAUUUCAUUCUUGUUUGUAUUUUUAUCAUGUUUUUAUAUUGUACAAUUUGAAUUUGAAUAUGGAAAUAAAUGAAUUGAAUUGAAAUUGAA